GGUCUCGAUGGAGCGCGACGGCUGCGCGGGGGGCGGGAGCCACGGUGGCGGCUGUGAGGGAGGGCGCGGCUCCCGGGAGGACCCGGCGGGGAACGGCCGCGACCCGAGCCGCGGCCACGCGUCCCCGGCGCCCGGGGACCCGCAGGCGGCCGCGUCCCUGCUGGCCCCCAUGGACGUGGGGGAGGAGCCGCUGGAGAAGGCGGCGCGCGCCGGCGCGGCCAAGGACCCCAACACCUACAAAGUGCUCUCGCUGGUAUUGUCAGUCUGUGUGCUAACAGUAAUCCUUGGUUGUAUAUUUGGGUUGAAACCAAGCUGUGCCAAAGAAGUUAAAAGUUGCAAAGGUCGCUGUUUUGAGAGGACAUUUGGGAACUGUCGCUGUGAUUCUGCUUGUGCUGACCUUGGGAACUGCUGUCUGGAUUACCAGGAGACGUGCAUAGAACCAGAACGUAUAUGGACGUGCAGCAAAUUCAGGUGUGGUGAGAAAAGGUUGUCCAGAAGCCUUUGCUCCUGUUCGGAUGACUGCAGGGACAAAGAUGACUGUUGCAUCAACUACAGCUCUGCAUGUCUAGGUGAGAAAAGUUGGGUACAAGAAACAUGUGAGAACAUUAAUGAGCCACAGUGUCCAGCAGGGUUUGAAAUGCCUCCUACCCUCUUAUUUUCUUUGGAUGGUUUCAGGGCAGAAUAUUUACACACUUGGGGUGGACUUCUUCCUGUUAUCAACAAACUGAAAACCUGUGGAACUUAUGCUAAAAACAUGAGACCAGUGUAUCCAACAAAAACUUUCCCCAAUCACUACAGCAUUGUCACAGGACUUUAUCCAGAAUCCCACGGCAUAAUUGACAAUAAAAUGUACGAUCCCAAAAUGAACGCUUCUUUUGCACUUAAAAGUAAAGAAAAAUUUAAUCCUAAGUGGUACAAAGGAGAACCAAUUUGGCUCACAGCUAAAUAUCAAGGCCUGAAGGCUGGCACGUUUUUUUGGCCAGGAUCGGAUGUGAAAAUCAAUGGACUUUUCCCAGACAUUUAUAAAAUAUAUAAUGGUUCAGUACCAUUUGAAGAAAGAAUUUUAGCAGUUCUUAAGUGGCUGCAGCUUCCUAAGGAUGAAAGACCCCACUUUUACACUCUGUAUUUAGAAGAACCAGAUUCUUCAGGUCAUUCGCAUGGACCCGUCAGCAGUGAAGUCAUCAGAGCUUUGCAGAGGGUGGACAACAUGGUCGGCAUGCUGAUGGAUGGUCUAAAGGGGCUGAACCUGCAUCGAUGCCUGAACCUGAUUCUUAUUUCAGAUCAUGGCAUGGAACAAGCCAGUUGUAAGAAAUAUGCGCACCUGGAUAAAUAUUUGGGAGAUGUUAAAGAUAUUAAACUUGUAUAUGGACCAGCAGCUCGACUGAGACCCUCUGAUGUUCCAGAUAAAUACUAUUCGUUUAACUAUGAAGGCCUUGCCAGAAAUCUUUCUUGCCGGGAACUAAACCAGCACUUCAAGCCUUACCUGAAACAUUUCCUACCCAAGCGUUUGCACUUUGCCAAAAAUGACAGGAUUGAGCCCUUGACGUUCUAUUUGGACCCUCAGUGGCAGCUGGCAUUGAAUCCUCCGGCAGAGAAACAUUGUCAAGGUGGAUUUCAUGGCUCUGACAACGUAUUUUCAAAUAUGCAAGCCCUCUUCAUUGGCUAUGGACCUGGAUUUCAACAUGGUGCUGAAGUGGACUCCUUUGAAAAUAUUGAAGUUUAUAACUUAAUGUGCGAUUUACUGAAUUUGAUACCAGCUUCCAAUAAUGGAACUCAUGGCAGUCUUAACCACCUUCUAAAGAAUCCCAUUUACACUCCAACACAUCCCAAAGAAGUCAGCUCCUUGGUACAGUGCCCCUUCACAAGAACCCCCAGAAAUAACCUUGGCUGCUCGUGCAAUCCCUCAAUUUUGCCAAUUGUGGAUUUGCAGACACAGUUGAAUCUGACCAUGGCAGAAGAGAAUAUCAUUAAGCGUGGCACUCUACCCUAUGGAAGACCCAGAGUUAUCCAGAAGAACAGCACCGUCUGUCUUCUUUACCAACACCAGUUUGUGAGUGGUUACAGCCAUGACAUCCUAAUGCCCCUUUGGACGUCCUACACCGUCGACAGAAAUGACAUCUUCUCUACAGAAGACUUUUCCAACUGUCUUUACCAGGAUCUUCGAGUUUCUCUUAGUCCUGUCCAUGAAUGUUCAUUUUAUAAAAAUAAUGCUAAACUAAGCUAUGGGUUCCUCUCCCCGCCACAACUAAAUAAAGGUUCAAGUAAAAUAAAUUCUGAAGCAUUGCUUACUACUAAUAUAGUGCCAAUGUACCAGAGUUUCCAAGUUAUCUGGCACUACUUUCAUGGCACCCUACUGCAAAGGUACGCCCAAGAAAGAAAUGGCGUCAAUGUUGUCAGCGGUCCCGUCUUUGACUCUGAUUUUGAUGGACGUUAUGAUUCCUCAGAGACUCUGAAACAGAACAGCAGACGCGUCCGUAAUCAGGAGGUUCUGAUCCCAACUCACUUCUUCAUUGUGCUGACAAGUUGUAAAGAUCCAGACCAGGCUCCCUCACAGUGUGAAAAUUUAGAUGCGUCAGCUUUCAUUUUGCCUCACAGGACAGACAACAGUGAGAGCUGUGUGCACGGGAAGCAGGAAUCCUCAUGGGUUGAAGAGUUGUUGAGGUUACACAGAGCUCGGAUCACAGAUGUUGAACAGAUCACUGGACUCAGCUUCUAUCAAGAAAGAAAAGAGCCAGUUUCAGACAUUUUAAAGUUGAAAACACAUUUGCCAAUCUUUAACCAAGAAGACUGAUUUUUUUAUUCCAAAAACACAGGAUAAAUCUUUUUGAAAGAACCUUCUAUUUUCUACAGUCCUCUAUUCACACUAUUGCGUUGUUUGGAAACUGCCAACCAGUUAGACUGGGAAUCCUCUGUGAUACGACCAUCUCAGGGAAGCUUGUGGCCUCAACACAGCAGUAGGAGAGUGUCCCUUUGGAGGCUCACACAUGUUUGAAUAUGUGAGAGCUGUAUGCGUUGUUCAAGUUUGGGGAAGAGAGACAGACCAUACCAAAAACUGCUCCUACUUCUCUUCAGGGCAGAAGUAGCUGUGAACACUGUCUGGAUGCCAGAUAAUUUGAAUCUUCUUAUCAUUAGUAAACUUUUAUGGAGCUGGCAAACACUAAUGGACAGGAUUGGAAUAGUUCAUGUUACAUUAGUAUCUUCACAAGAGUUUAAAAGCGAUUCUGGAUUCCUUUUAACUUGGAGUUUCAUUUCUCUUAGUUUUAAUCCCAAAAAAUUAAUGGAAGCAAAAAUAUUUCUGAGGUCCUAUUUCUGUCUUUUCUGUACACCCCCCUCAAAAGCCAAAAUAUGUAAUCCUGUGUUAUUUUUUUUAUUGUGAUUGGGCUUUUCCAGAUUUAUUGGCUCUAACAAGUUAAACUCUGAGGGAAGAUCUGUGAAUUGGUCAUAUCUACCUGUUAUAAAAUUUUAUUCUACAUUUGUACAAAAGAAAAAUAUUCCCCUCCUGUUCACUGGUAAUUAACACAGGUUGAAAAUAGCUCUACAGGUGGUUAUUUUAGACUGUUAAAAAUGUGUCUUAUCUUGGUGAAACUUCAGAGAACUUGUCAACAUAUGCAAAGUGUCAUUUUUCAUCGAGAUGGUAGGAGUGUUGUCCUCCGUGUGCAAAAAUAACCCGACCAGCAGCAGAGCUGUGCUGUGCUGAGCUGUUCAUUUGAAGUUUCGUAGAUUUGAAGAGAACAUGUUGUCAUCACUUCAUAUCUUCUUGGUGGUUAUGAUAAAAGAACUUGAUUUCUCCUCUGUAUGGACUAUAUGCUUUAGUCCCAACCUGUGAACCCUCAAAUACUAUAGUCCCUAUUAGGUUGCUGGGGUCUGAUUUAGGGGUUAUAUUAGUACACCAAAGAUUUGUAUUUGUCCUUUAUGUGAUACUCAUUCUUCAACAGCCUUGGGAUCACAAGACCUAUAGAUAUUACAAUUUGCAUCUGAAAAUUAUUUAAUAAUUUAGAAAGUUUCAUUGGUUUUUGUUUUAAUCUCACAGGUUUCUGAGGUUCUGUACAUUGCUUUUUUUCUGGUCUGUUUUCUCUCUGUGGUCCAGAUUGGGUAAUUUCUAUU
Equus caballus (horse) is the source of this 4104-nucleotide messenger RNA. RefSeq names its product ectonucleotide pyrophosphatase/phosphodiesterase 1 (gene ENPP1). Gene Ontology annotation, biological process: nucleoside triphosphate catabolic process; regulation of bone mineralization; negative regulation of fat cell differentiation. Lineage: Eukaryota; Metazoa; Chordata; Mammalia; Perissodactyla; Equidae. Gene Ontology annotation, molecular function: phosphodiesterase I activity; polysaccharide binding; scavenger receptor activity. Gene Ontology annotation, cellular component: cell surface. The record is from RefSeq and is a predicted model, not a curated record.